GGUGUUUCUCCGAAACGAGGAGGAGCAACGACCAAUCGUCCGACCGACCGAGCCGCUACGAAGCCUUCAAGCAGCAAAAAAUUCAGCAGAAGACGACGGCGAUCGGGAGUAGUGAGCUCAACUCCCCCGCAAGCACCGGGAUGGCCUGAAUCGUCGUUAGUGUAUCAGCUAGGAUUAUGUGAUUUGCUAGAGUCGGAGCCGGACCCAGAAGGUGUUCCUCUACGAUCCGCUCACUUGCGACGAGCCAUCCGGACAACAAGUGCAACAUGAAGUGCGUUCUGCCGUUGGUGCUUCUUGUCCUGAACGAUGCGUUCAAUUCGGUCGGCGGCGAAGGCCGCCUCAUGAUCGAACCUGAAGGCGAUGUCCACAAUCAGCCCGCGGAGCAAGGUUUUGCUCUAUUCUGUAAAGCAGGGCCAGGAGACGGUGAUUACGCGAACUUCCGAUGGAUUGGUCCUCAGGGCCAAGACUACACGCCGAUAGGGGCGAUCCAUACGGUCGAGUCCGGGUCGAGUUUAAUUUUAUCCUUCGAGAAACCGUCUCCGGAAAACUCAGGGAACUAUUCCUGCAUCGCGACCUAUGCCAACACAGACGAAGUGCGAGCCGUGGUAAAGCUCGCGUUUUUCCACGAUAUAAGCUGGGACGAUUGUCCACUGAAACAGAACCUCGUCAUAGGCAAGGAAGGAACAAUCCGAUGCCUCGUGCGUGGGAAUCCUGUCCCUACAGUGACCUGGCUCAAGGACGAUCACCCAGUUAGGAAUGAGCUCCGCUACGAGGUUCUCGCACCGGGUCUAAAGGUCAAAGACGCGAGACCAGAAGACCGUGGAAAGUUCACCGUGUCCGCGAUGGUGACAGCAACAGGCAAAUACCAACGGAAGCUUAUAACGGUCGACGUGCUGACUCCGCCCAAAAUCAACGACUUGCCCGAAGUCGCAGAAGUCACCGAAGGUUCGCUAGGUGGACUCCAUUGCUCGGCGACCGGAUACCCGCAGCCUUUAUACUACUGGACCGAUUUCUCCGGUCGGAAUCUCUCGUCCGUCAUCGGCUUCAGGGUGACGCCUGAGACGGGGGUUCUCGAAAUCACUCACGUCGCUCGAGAAGACGAAGGCGAAUACACGUGUCAUGCCGUGAACCCGGCCGGCGUGGAUCUGGCCCAAAUCAAGGUGGACGUCAUCGUUCGACCGAAGAUCGUCCUGUUCGAGAAUAAGACAGCCGACGCACUUUCCGAGGUUCGACUCGAGUGUCGAGCCGAAGGGAAACCCCGGCCGGAUAUCGCUAUUCGAAAAGAAGGCGCUUUGCUACCUUUGUCACCAGAGGAUUCUGCGGUAUUCUUCACGCGGAGAACAGAGGGCUUUGAGAACGUGCUGCAGGUCACGAUCCGUCCCGUGAGUCGGCAGCACGACGGGCUCUAUUACUGCUCUGCCGAGAACAAGGCCGAUAAAGUCGAGCGGGUUGGUCACUUGACGGUGAACUUCGCUCCUGAAUUGGUCGCUCGUCAGAACCCCGUGAUGACGUGGGAUGCGAAUCCGGCCACUCUAAGCUGCCAUAUCACGGCGAUACCUAACGCGACCGUCGAAUGGUGGUUCCGAGGACAAAUCGUGCGUCCGAGGCCCGGCUUCUUCACGCUGGACGAAGCGCCCGCGCUGUCGACGCUGACAGUCACCGAUUUGGUGCCAGACCGUUUCGGGGUCUACGAGUGCAAAGCGAAAAACAAGCUCGGCGAGCACGCGCUCCCGAUCCGCUUGCAACAGGCGAGACGCCCCGAUAAGCCGCAGGUGCCAAACGCGAUCCGAAUUUCCGCGACGACCGUGACGCUAGAAUUCAUUCAUCCCGUCGACGAUGGAGGCAUGCCCAUCAUUGAGUACAUUAUCCGUUGGUGGAUGGAAGGCACCGACGAAUCGAUCGCUUUCGACAAGAAACAAGGAGAAGUGAUGAGCAAACCCGUUACCAUUGAUAGGCUGUUACCUCGUACGAAGUACAACUUCAAGUUUAGCGCUCGCUCGCAGGUCGGCGAAGGUCCGUCGUCGGAAAUUCUGCCGGUGUUCACUCGGGAGGAAAGCGUGCCCGACUCGCCAAUCAUCCUCACCAGAGCCAAUUACAGCGUCUACCCGACCCGGUAUGACCUUCAGUGGGGAAUGCCGCUAUCGAACGGCAAGAGUAUCAAGUACUUCCGAGUGACCUAUUUCCCCGUAGAGAAGUAUGGACCCUCUGAGUUCCGUAAGUCGUAUUCGAGCAGAGCGCGAGAGAUCACCUUGGACACGUGGACAAACGUGAUCGGCGUCGAGCUUACGAACCUCAAGCCCGAGACCUACUAUCGGGUUCUCGUCGAGGCUUACAACGAACUCGGCUACAGCCAUCCAGCCGAGUUCACGUUCCAGACAGCGAGAGGAGACGGAAUCAUCGGAGCCUAUCCCGAUCCGGAUCCGGUGGAACUGCCCAACUUCGCGGUCACGAUGCCGUUGAUCGUCGCGGCCACGUUAUUGCUCUCGGUCCUAUUGCUGAUCUUCCUCGACGUGAUCUGCUACUUCAGAUUCCAGUGGGGUUUACUGUACUUCCUACGACAUCUCCUGUGCUCGAGAGGCCCUAUGUACACCAAGUCCCCAAUUUAUCCCCCUCCGUAGUUUUCGAGACCGCCCAGGAGGAUGCCCUCGAAUUUCAAAUCAACAGAAGGAACAACGAACAACAACUUGGUGCCAAAAUUGCAGCUAAACCAAACCAGGGUAUGCGAUGAACUGAAGCCCGAGUAACAGCAGAACGACACCGUCGUUAUCAGGAUGGUCCUGGUGACACCACU
This is a messenger RNA of Galendromus occidentalis (western predatory mite), 2791 nucleotides long. Its product is annotated as fasciclin-2. Bases 267 to 2618 code for a protein of 783 amino acids. The transcript has 4 exons. Gene Ontology annotation, molecular function: protein binding. The record is from RefSeq and is a predicted model, not a curated record. Gene Ontology annotation, biological process: cell adhesion. Lineage: Eukaryota; Metazoa; Arthropoda; Arachnida; Mesostigmata; Phytoseiidae. Gene Ontology annotation, cellular component: membrane; neuron projection.